AUGUCAACUACAGUCAAUUCAUUUGAAGAGUUUGAAUUAUUACAAAAAGAUAAUAAAUACUUGGUUGUAUUAUUUUGGGCAGAAUGGAGCAAACCAUCAAUUCAAAUUUCAGCAGUAUUUGACCAAUUAGCUCAACAAGCAAACAACAACGCUGCAAAUAAACUUAAAUUUUUAAAAAUUGAAGCAGAAAAAGUUCAUCAAGUAUCAGGUAAAUAUAAUGUUAAAUCAGUACCAACUGUUGUAUUUUUAAGUCAAGGUAAAUUAGUUAAUAGUAUCGUUGGUGCCAAUCCAGCAGAUAUCGCAUUACAAACCAACAAUUUCGCCAAAACAUGCGAUACUGUUAAAGAAGAAAAGAAACUCUUAAACGAAAGAUUAGAAAAAUUAGUUAAUCAAGCUCCAGUAAUGUUAUUUAUGAAAGGUGUACCUGACCAACCACAAUGUGGUUUUUCAAAUAAAACUGUUGCAAUCCUCAGAGAAAAUGGUUUUGUUUUCGAUUCUUUCAAUAUUCUCUCUGACCAAGCUGUCCGUAAUGGUUUAAAGGAAUAUUCAAAUUGGCCAACUUAUCCACAAUUAUAUAUUAAUGGUAAAUUAGUUGGAGGUUAUGAUAUCAUUAAAGAUUUAAAUGAAGAAGGCGAAUUAAAAGAAAUGAAACCAUAA
Molecule: messenger RNA, 657 nt
Organism: Dictyostelium purpureum
Lineage: Eukaryota; Evosea; Eumycetozoa; Dictyosteliales; Dictyosteliaceae
Exons: 2
Coding region: 1-657 (218 amino acids)
Source: RefSeq, a predicted model, not a curated record